AUGUCCGACUUGCCUGAAGACACACUCUACUAUAACAUCUUUUCAAGGAUUCCGAUCAAAUCUUUGGUUCGUUUCCGGUGUGUAUGCAAACAUUGGCGCGAAUACAUUGACGAAUACAUCAAGGAUCCUCACCUUGCAAAGAUUCAUCAUGCCAUAGAAGAACCCAAACCCAUUCAUAUUGGUUCAAUCAAAUCUUAUUUUCCCUUUCAACAACCAAUCUCCAUACUCAGUUUUCUACGUGUUACGGAAGAUACUGUAGACGGAAUACAGGUGGAAGAGGAUCUGUCCUCUAUAUUUCAAAUAAAAAGAUCUUCAAUACACCAUCCGAAUCAUAAGAUACACGGUUAUUGCAAUGGGCUCAUCACUCUGAAACGACAACCACACCAGUUUCGUGAUAUUGGAACCACUUUUGAAGUGAUCAAUCCGCUAACUAAGGAAUGCCACGAGUUGCCACAACUCAAGAGGCCCAAUCAUGAAAGAAUAAUAGGGCAAGGGCUCGGUUUUGAUGAUUCCACCAACACCUUCAAGAUGGUCUGUCUUUUUGAUGAUAAUGGCAGUGUGGUGCAUGUUUUGGGCACAGACUCAUGGCGAGAGAUACCCCAAGUGCCCUUGCAUUGGAUUGAUGGGGAAGCCGUUUAUGCUAAUGGACGUUUGUAUUGGCAAACUAGGUACGCGAAUUAUGGGUUCCAGUUAGUUUGGUUUGACAUGAAGAAAGAGGAAUUCGGGGUGAUUGACCUUCCCAAACAAACAGAGGGUUGGUAUCACCUUUAUUACCCUGAGUUGGUUAAUCUUAAUGGAGAACUCAGAUUCGUAGCUCAUUAUAUUAGGCAUAAUGAUCGUGAGGUGGUAGUGUGGAUACUUAAGCAUGAUGAUCAAUGGAUUACACACUGUGUUUUUAAGCAUCAUAAUUCCUAUGGCCGUGUUAGUGUUUUAGGUUGCUGGAACCAAGAUGGAGACUUAUUAUUAUUGUCAUCUCACGAAGGAUUUCUGUUGUUUCUUUACAGACUGAAAAGUGGCAGUUUCCAUAAGCUGAUCCGUCCAGAAGAUGAAGCUAAAGGCGGAGAGAUUCGAAUGUAUCAAAGCAGUUUGCUUUCAAUACGCAAAUGGCAUUAA
Messenger RNA from Erigeron canadensis, 1113 nucleotides. Its product is annotated as putative F-box protein At2g02030. The transcript has a single exon. The coding region runs from base 1 to 1113 and encodes 370 amino acids. Lineage: Eukaryota; Viridiplantae; Streptophyta; Magnoliopsida; Asterales; Asteraceae. The record is from RefSeq and is a predicted model, not a curated record. Gene Ontology annotation, molecular function: protein binding.